AUGCUGGCGGCGACCACUCGCUUCGUUCCUCGGAGCGCGAAUGUCAGCCUCGCCCGACGAUGGGUCACCACGCUGCCAAACAACCCGCACAUUAAAGUGUUUGACAACCCUGCCUCGCCCGCUUCACACGUCCUCACGUACCUCGAGAGAAACCCUCCUUCGGCCUCGCUUGCCAUCGGCACAUGCACGCAGAUGCCGCCGACGCCUGCAUCGUUCCGCGAGAACGCUCGCUUCAUGGAUAUCCUGCGGCAAGUCGUCGAGGAGUACGGACACGAGGAUGAGGAUGUCAUCGCCCAGGCGAAGGGAUAUGCCGGCUCGGGAGGCUCCCAUCUCGGCUCGGCGGGCUGGGCUUCCUCUCCUCCGCAGCGGCCCAGCCGAGGAAGCGCUCGGAACCAGGCGGGAGGCGGCGGCAGGGGAGGCUGGGUGCACCUGAGCGAUCGCAGGAACCCGCCCGACUUUGGCAGGAUAGCGUGGCCCGAGGACAUUCUGGGCAGCGUCGAGGUGGACCAGAACGGGCGAGUCAUCGGUCGCGUGCAGCCGAGCGGAACGUACCGAGUCGUGACGAACGAGGGAAUAUUAGGGUUGAGCCCAUUCCUGAGGGAGAAGCUGGUGGAGAGGCUCAAGCUGGAGGAGGCCCGGGCGUGCGCCGGGGGGGAGCAGCCUUCCACUUGA
Molecule: messenger RNA, 672 nt
Organism: Drechmeria coniospora
Lineage: Eukaryota; Fungi; Ascomycota; Sordariomycetes; Hypocreales; Ophiocordycipitaceae
Exons: 3
Coding region: 1-672 (223 amino acids)
Source: RefSeq, a predicted model, not a curated record